CUUGCCGUGCCGGUGGCGGCGGGCGGCGAAUGGCGGCAGCUCCGACGCGGAAGAAGCCGGGAGCGGCCGCCGCUCCCUGCGCCACGCUCUGAGCCCGGAGCCGGCCGGGAUGGCGGGCGGCGGAACCCCGCGGGGGGCGCGGUGCUGAGCGGCAGCUCGGCCGUGUUCUGAUCUAAUUUCCCAAGUGAGUGUGGUGUGGCUGGAGUGAACAUUUAACAAUGAGUGGUGCAGCGCUGGGCCUYGAGAUAGUGUUUGUCUUUUUCCUGGCCUUAUUCCUACUUCACCGAUAUGGAGACUUCAAGAAACAGCAUAGGCUGGUGAUCGUUGCAACACUAUUGGCUUGGUAUCUCUGCUUCCUGAUUGURUUCAUACUGCCUCUGGAUGUCAGUACGACUAUUUAUAAUCGAUGCAAACUUGCGGUUAACUCCAGUCCUGCUGAAAGUAAUGGCUCUUACGUUACUCUUGCUCCAAGCAAACAAAAAUGUUUCAAACCCUGGAGUUAUAUUCCUGAUGGAAUUAUGCCAAUUUUCUGGCGUGUUGUGUAUUGGACAUCUCAGUUUUUAACAUGGAUUCUGCUACCUUUCAUGCAGUCAUAUGCUAGAUCCGGAGGGUUCUCCAUCACUGGAAAGAUUAAAACUGCUUUGAUUGAGAAUGCCAUCUAUUAUGGCACUUACUUGCUGAUUUUUGGAGCAUUUCUAAUAUAUGUGGCUGUAAACCCAAACUUCAAUUUACAAUGGAACCAACUUCAGACUAUUGGAAUAGCUGCUGCAAACACAUGGGGUCUGUUCCUUCUUGUGUUGCUUUUGGGUUACGGUUUGGUGGAAAUCCCUCGUUCUCACUGGAAUGGGGCCAAGAGGGGUUAUCUGCUCAUGAAGACUUAUUUCAAAGCUGCUAAACUGAUGACUGAAAAAGCAGAUGCAGAAGAGAAUUUAGAGGAUAUUAUGGAGGAAGUCCGUAAAGUAAGUGAGAGUAUCAAAUAUAACCACCCCUUGAGGAAAUGUGUUGAUACAAUACUGAAAAAGUGCCCUACUGAGUACCAGGAAAGAAUGGGUAGAAACAUGGAUGAUUAUGAAGAUUUUGAUGAAAGACAGAACARUUAUCCAAGUGAAAAAAGUCUGGCCAAACUUCACAAGCAGGUAAUCUAUUCAGUGCAGAGACAUCGUCGUACACAGGUCCAGUGGCAAAUUCUUUUAGAGCAAGCAUUUUACUUAGAAGAUGUGGCAAAAAAUGAAAGCAGUGCAACUCGACAGUUUGUUCAUACCUUUCAUUCCCAGGAACCAGAGAAUAAAAUUAUUCAGUAUUUCUACACACCAACGGUUGAGUGGUACUGGGAAUGYCUUCUACGACCAUGGUUUUGCAGAGUGCUUGCAGUUGUGCUGGCCACGUUCUCUGUCAUUGUUGUGUGGUCAGAGUGCACAUUUUUCAGCACAAAACCAGUUCUGUCGUUAUUUGCGGUUUUCAUACAGCUGGCAGAAAGGACAUAUAAUUAUAUAUACAUAGAGAUGGCCUGUUUUCUUACCAUCUUUUUCCUGAGUAUCUGUGUUUACUCCACUGUCUUCAGGAUCCGUGUAUUUAACUAUUAUUACUUAGCUUCACAUCAUCAGACAGAUGCAUACAGUCUCCUUUUCAGUGGCAUGUUAUUUUGCCGUCUUACUCCACCAUUGUGCUUGAACUUUCUGGGCUUGACCCACAUGGAUGCAACAAUCUCUCACAAAAACACKCAGCCAACUGCUUACACAUCUAUAAUGGGAUCCAUGAGAGUGCUGUCCUUCAUUGCAGAUGGAUUCUAUAUUUAUUACCCAAUGCUUGUUGUCAUUCUCUGUAUUGCUACAUACUUUAGUUUAGGAACUCGUUGUUUGAAUCUUUUGGGAUUCCAGCAGUUCAUGGGGGAUAGUGAAAUGACCUCUGAUUUGAUUGAUGAAGGAAAAGAGCUAAUCAGAAGAGAGAAAAGAAAACGACAGAGGCAAGAAGAAGGUGAAAACAGAAGAAGGGAAUGGAAGGAGCGGUAUGGAAAUAGAGAUGAGUCCACCAGAAGCAGAGCAGUCCACACAGAUCAGAAAGAAUCCAGCUUCUCUGAGACCAAUGCCAAUAGACCACUAUCAAAGUAUACCCGUUCAAAUGGCAGGACUGAAAGAGAUAGAAUAGAACUCCUUCAGGAUGCAGAACCUUUGGAUUUUAAUGCAGACUCUGUUAAUGAUGACCCCCUUGAGUCAGACUCGGGAAGGUACCAGCCUGGUGGAAGAUAUCUGUCAAUGUCUCGAAGCAAAAUAUUUGAUGAUGUCUAAGCUCAUCAAAGCUAAAGAAAAUUCAGUGGAAAUCUAGCUCCCACUCAUUGCUUGGAAUUACUCUUAUU
Malurus melanocephalus (red-backed fairy wren) is the source of this 2353-nucleotide messenger RNA. It is a transcript of the gene LMBRD2, whose product is annotated as LMBR1 domain containing 2. Lineage: Eukaryota; Metazoa; Chordata; Aves; Passeriformes; Maluridae. The transcript has 18 exons. Bases 219 to 2285 code for a protein of 688 amino acids. Gene Ontology annotation, cellular component: membrane. The record is from RefSeq and is a predicted model, not a curated record. Gene Ontology annotation, biological process: adrenergic receptor signaling pathway.